GAUCACGUCGGUGCUGUAAAGCCAUCCAUGUCAGGGAGCGACCUGCUUCCCUCUCGUCAAACAGCACCGAGUGCCCCUUGCUCGCGCUGCUCCCAGCCAGUCUCCGCAGUGACCCGGCUCCAUGUGCAUGGAGCAAUCCUGGACUUUGCACGUGUUCUGCAAGCCUUUGCUCGUGCUCUCCUUCCGCUCUGCAGCAGGCUCUGAUCGCUGCUCGCCUCUUGCACCGUGUGGGACCAUGCUGGCCGUGAGCUGGGGCUGCUCCCAGUGUGUGCUGGCAGCGUGAUUUCCGUGUGACAGCUGGUCUCCAGGACAUCAAUGCUGAGUGACACUAACUCUGUAAAGCUGAAAAGUGAUCGUUCGCCUCCUGUGCAAUGGUGUAAGGUAGUUGCACAUGAAGAUGAGAAGACCAAUCUGGUUUUUAAAAGACUUCUCGUACUGUUUGUGGUUGGAGGGUGCUUCCUUUAUAUCCUCAAGUUACAUUUUUACCCUGAAGAAUGUGACAGAACAAAAACACCGUAUGUGGACCUCGAUCGUGUAAGGAGAGCACAACAAUAUGCCAGUGCUGUGCUGCAGGAACAGUGCCGACCUUCUUACGUGAAAACAGAAAUGGGAAAGUUAUUUGCGGAGAAAUACAGCAUGGACAUAUCUCCCUUUGUAGGAAAAAACAUAGAUGAAGAUGAAGCUUUAUUUAAAUACGGACCUCCCUUUGGAUUUCACAGGUUCUUUGAUAAGCUUAAAAAUCUCCUCGAACUCUUACCUGAGCAUGAUUUGCCAGAAGAUUUGAAGUCAAAACACUGUAAACGUUGUGUUGUUGUUGGCAGUGGUGGAAUUCUUUAUGGAUCAGAGCUAGGUCACUUACUGAAUCAGUUCGAUAUUGUUAUAAGGCUAAAUGAUGCGCCAGUCCAAGGAUACACAGAUCACGUUGGUAACAAAACAACGAUACGGAUGACUUACCCAGAAGGAGCCCCGCUUUCUGAACUCGAGUAUCCUCCUGCUAGCUUAUUUGUGGCUGUUUUGUUUAAAAGUGUUGAUUUCAAUUGGCUACAAGCAAUGGUAAAAAAUGAAACCUUGUCUCUGUGGAUACGACUUUUCUUUUGGAAGGAGGUUGCUAAGAAAAUUCCUUUUACAUCAAAACAGUUUCGGAUUCUGAAUCCAGUCAUCGUUAAAGAGACAGCUCUGGACAUUUUACAAUUCCCCAAGCCUCGAUCAAUAUUCUGGGGUUGGGAUAAGAAUGUACCCACGAUCGGGGUCAUGGCGGUUAUUCUAGCCACGCAUUUAUGUGAUGAAGUGAGCAUAGCAGGAUUUGGAUAUGACCUCGAUCAGCCCAGCACUCCUUUGCACUAUUACAACAACCUCUGCAUGGCUGCCAUGAACAGACAAACUAUGCACAAUGUGACAGGUGAAACAAAAUUACUGCGAAAACUGGUCAAAGAAAAAGUUAUUAAAGACCUCACUGGUGGGAUACAUUGUGAAUUCUGCAGCAAAGACAGCUAGUGGUAGAAGUGCCCAACGGUUGGAUUUGAUAAAUCCCAGAAGCUUCAUUGGAACAACUUUUUCACUGUCCUCAGUAGCUCUUAAAAGUGUGUACAAAAUGGACUCGGAACCUCUGCUGCCUUUUUUAAUGUCAAAUUCAAUUUGUUGGACUUUAUUUUGAUGUUGAAUUUUACUUUUGCACGUUAUUGUGGAUAGCUAUGUAAAUACAACGUGGAGUUCAAAAAGAUCCAUUUAAAAUAUUUAAUGUUUUAAGUUGUGGAAGAGUUGUUGUUUUCAGAUGUAUAAGGUAUGCACAAUGCUAGCCUGAGUUGUCUGACAGCAUACAGUAAUUCUCUUCCCUUGAACUACUGUUGCUGUGGAUCCAGCUCCUGCUGUAUGACUCCUUUUCAAAAGAAAAGCAAGGCGUGUACUUCUCAAGUCUCUCACUUGCAACUUGACCAUUUUGUUUCUCCUUCAAAUAUAAAUAUUCCUUUGUUUUUGUGCUAAUAUUUCUUUUGGAAGGAGGAAUGUGGGAGUGGGGGCGAAGAAAAAGAAACUGUUGUGGCAACAACUGUCAAGUAAGUACUCUAGCAUUCACGCUUGAUGUUAAAAUCAUUGGUGCAUUAAUGUGUCGAGUUAGAAUCCUGCUUUAUCAUGAGGCAUGUUUGGAUCCCAGGGCGUGUUGUAAGGUGAUGUAACCAGUAGAAGGCUUUUACCUGAACCUGGUCUUGGACAUUUCCGUUCUUUCAGACCUAGACAAUUAUUUCUAAAUAUCCUAAAUACUUAAUUUGCACCAGACUUCAGCCACCCCGAUUAAAGAAGUGGCUUUAAUACCUCUUUUUUUUUUUUGAAUGACUUGAGAAUUGCUAGGUCCAUAAAACACCAGUUUGUAUAAACCUUUCAUUUAGCAAUAAUACAAUCUAUGACUAGGCUAAAAUUUCUAUUGAUUUACUUCACAAUCCUUUAGUAAUUAAUUACAGCUAUUGUAAUCUUAAUAGUUUACACUGACGAUAACCCGUGUGAACUCCAGUGUUGACUGUGUAAUUGAAUGGAGAGGCUGAACUGUUAGUUUUUCCAGAUCUGCUUGUAAGUCAGCAACUAGCUGAGUGCGUGUAAGAAGAAAAUCACAAAAUCAUGGUGAGAAAAUAUGACCUAGCAGGAAGCUAAACGGCUAUUAAAAGCAUUGUGCUUUUCUAAAAUAACAACAACAAAAAAAAGUAGCCGAUGUGAAUAUACGCUCUUGUGACUGGAAAUCAGUGCAUUGCAAGGAAACUGGACCGCGCAGACCCGCGAGCAGGUGUAGUUCCUUUCGGUUCUGUUACCAGCGGAAUAGCAGGGGUGACGGUUUGCACUGAGUAGCAUUGUUACGCAAUCCACUGGAUGUGAAAAAUGCUUUUUUUUUUUUUUUUUGGAGGAUUGAAAGCUUUCAAUCUUUUCAAAAUUGAUCAAAGUUUGGCAUUUAAAUAUUGAUACGGACUCUCCACAUAGUGAACAUUCCCACUUCUUUAUUUUUGCUAUGGGCUAACCUAAGAGCACUAUUGAGUUUAAAAUAUUCAAGCAGCUAAUGAGGGAAAGCAAGAUCAUGGUGGUUGCCAAUUUUUCAGGGGUUAUUUUCUCCACGGAGAGGAGAUCGAAUGAACGAUAACGUUAGGCCACAGGAGCAGCAGACUGGUUCUGGCCGUUACACUGAAAGGCAAUAAAAUGACAUCAGAUCGUAAAGCAGAAUUCUGAAAGAAGUUGUGGACCUCAACUUUCCCAAGUCCCAUGUACCUACGUGUCCUUGAAAGCCAGUUGUGGAUGAUAAACAAAUAUGAAAAUCAGAUUCUUGUCUCUGGCACUGUUUGUGUUUAUAGCAAUAAUAUUAAUCUAACUUCUCCUCCUCAAAACACAUUAAUUUUUGUACUAGCAAUAAAUUUCUAGUUUUUUUUUUUCCUGUAAGUAUAAUAAUUAUAUUGUUUAAUUUAAAAUAUUUCAUGUGUGAAGAGUUUUAUACAGAUGGUCUUUUAGUUAAUAUAUUGAAAUGUGCUAAUUAUUUUCUCCUGGUAUUUAAACUGGAAACAAAGUACCUUAAUUUUAUUUAGGCAUUAAUGAAAUUAUGGAAGAGUUCAGAACGUGUGCGUUGGGAGGAUGUCUUGAAUACACCAGUAGCAUGCGUUUCAGAGCACUUGAUCCCUCACCAGUUUUGCUUUAUUCAGUAACUUGAAAAAUAAUCAGUUGAUUAAUGUAAAUGCCAGUAGCUUUUUGGAGAUAUGAUGUAUUUAUUGUCAGAUUCUCAAAUGAUGUCCAUGUGGGGUUAGAUUGUUUUCCCACCAGUUGUAUGGCUCGUGAUAAAACGUUGUUUUUUGUUUUAGUGUUUAUGGCAUUGAGUAUUCCUGCACAGACUCGACCAUAUGUGAAAUGGCAGCAAAGUUCGGGUUGCUAAAAGCAAUAAACUGAUGAAACCACUUUCUAUUUA
Molecule: messenger RNA, 3928 nt
Organism: Anas platyrhynchos (mallard)
Lineage: Eukaryota; Metazoa; Chordata; Aves; Anseriformes; Anatidae
Gene: ST3GAL5
Product: ST3 beta-galactoside alpha-2,3-sialyltransferase 5
Molecular function (GO): lactosylceramide alpha-2,3-sialyltransferase activity
Source: RefSeq, a predicted model, not a curated record